CUAGCAGCUCCUAUAACUAAAAACACCAAAACUCUGAACUCUGCAGUCACCUUUCUCUCCCUCUCAUUAUCUCUAUCCUUACCAUUCACCAUGAAAAUUCUCCUACUUAUUGCUUUGAUAUGUUCAUUUAGGACAGUUUCAAUGAGUCCUCUUAAAUAUGACUCAAUCUUCAGCUUUGGUGACUCUCUUGCUGAUACAGGAAACUUCCUUCUCUCCGGUGCCCUCACAUUUCCAGUCAUUGCACAGCUCCCUUACGGCAGCACAUUCUUUGGACACCCAACGGGCCGAUGCUCCGAUGGACGCUUAGUGAUUGACUUCAUUGCCGAGGCUUUUGGGCUACCAUAUGUACCACCCUAUCUAGCACUAGCCAAAGGCCAAAAAUUCAAACAUGGAGCAAACUUUGCAGUUGCUGGAGCUACUGCACUUGAUGCAAAGUUUUACUAUGACCAAAAAAUAUCAAUCCUAUGGACUAAUGAUUCGUUAAGCGUUCAGCUCGGAUGGUUCAAGAAGCUAAAAUCCACACUUUGCACCACUAAACAAGAAUGUGACAACUACUUCAAGAGAUCUCUCUUUCUUGUGGGAGAGAUCGGUGGAAAUGACUAUAAUUACGCGUACUUUCUUGGUGGUAGCAUUAAACAGCUGAAAGCUGUCGUGCCUCUGGUGGUUGAAUCAAUUUCUGCAGCCACCGCUAUGUUGAUAGAGGAAGGUGCAGUGGAUUUGGUGGUGCCGGGAAAUUUUCCGAUUGGGUGCUCGCCGGUGUACUUGACCUUGUUUCAUAGUGUUAACAAAGGAGACUAUGAUAAGAAUGGGUGUUUGAAAGCAUACAAUGCUUUCUCUAAAUACCACAAUGCUCAGCUCAAACUUGCACUGGAGAAAUUGAGACAGAAGUUCCCACAUACAAGGAUCAUUUAUGCUGACUAUUAUGGGGCUGCUAAGCCAUUAGUUCACACACCACACCAUCAUGGAUUUUACAAUGGGGUUUUGAAUGCCUGUUGUGGAGGGGGUGGACCAUACAACUUUAACAAUUCUGCUAGAUGUGGUCACACUGGGUCCAAAGCAUGCAUGGAUCCUUCAGCUUAUGCAAACUGGGAUGGGAUACACUUAACCGAGGCGGCUUAUCGGUACAUUGCCAUGAGUUUGAUCAAUGGCCCUUUUACUUCUCCACCUCUCACAACCUCUACCCUUGAAUAAGAGCUUGUUUAGUGGUGGUGGUUACUUUGUAAUGGCUUAUCGGUACAUUGCCAUGAAAUUGAUCGCAUCAUCUUCUUGAAUAAGAGCUUGUUUAAUUAGUGGUGGUUACUUUGCUGAGUGUUGAAUUGUUCAAAGGAUGGUAUGAAAUUUGAUUUUUUUUCCCA
This is a messenger RNA of Cornus florida, 1355 nucleotides long. Its product is annotated as GDSL esterase/lipase At5g45910-like. The coding region runs from base 91 to 1191 and encodes 366 amino acids. The transcript has 5 exons. Gene Ontology annotation, molecular function: hydrolase activity, acting on ester bonds. NCBI's taxonomy places the organism in Eukaryota, Viridiplantae, Streptophyta, Magnoliopsida, Cornales, Cornaceae. The record is from RefSeq and is a predicted model, not a curated record.